GUUCGCCGCAGCGGGAUGGAGGCUGCGCGCGUGGAGCGCCCCGCAGGCUGGCCCGGGGCGCCCCUCGCCGGGACCGGACUCCUGCUCCUGUGGACGUGGGUUCUGGCGGGCGCCGAGAUCACUUGGGGCCCGACGGGCGGCUCGGGGCGCCUCGGGGCUCCGGCUUCGGGGCCGCCGGCGCUUCCUCUCCUCUCGCUGAGGGCAGUGGCGAGCCAGUGGCCGGGGGAGCCGAUGGCCGCGCGGAGAACCGCCGCACCCGGUCGCUGGCCGAGGGGCGGCGAGAUGCAGGCUGAAGCCCGGGGGACGUCGCCUCCAGGCGCGCCGUGGGUCCGAGGCGCCCCGGCACCUGCCAAGCGGGGCGGCGCGAGGAGGAGUCGCCGGGCGCAAUCGCCCAGCGCCCUGGAGCUCGGAGACACCCGGGCCACUGCAACGGCUGAAGGCGCCAAAGGAAGCCGCCCUCUGGCCCAGGGUCGUCGGGAGGAGGUGCGCGCGACGCGGACUGGGGGCCCGGCCGCCGAGGAGCUCCGUCUGCCCAGCACCUCGUUCGCGCUGACCGGGGACUCGGCCCACAAUCAAGCCAUGGUGCACUGGUCGGGGCACAACAGCAGUGUCAUACUGAUCCUGACGAAGCUGUACGACUUCAACCUGGGGAGCGUGACGGAGAGCUCUCUAUGGAGGUCAACAGACUACGGCGCCACCUAUGAAAAGCUGAACGACAAAGUGGGUUUGAAGACUGUUCUCAGUUACCUCUAUGUCAAUCCCACCAACAAAAGGAAGAUCAUGCUUCUCAGUGAUCCGGAGAUGGAGAGCAGCAUAUUGAUCAGCUCUGAUGAAGGGGCAACCUAUCAAAAGUAUCGGCUUACCUUCUACAUCCAGAGCCUGCUCUUUCAUCCCAAGCAAGAGGACUGGGUGCUGGCCUACAGUUUGGAUCAAAAGCUCUAUAGCUCCAUGGACUUCGGAAGACGGUGGCAAGUCGUGCACGAACGGAUCACACCUCACAGGUUUUACUGGUCGGUGGCUGGACUGGACAAGGAGGCGGACCUGGUGCACAUGGAGGUGCGCACGGCAGAUGGAUAUGCUCAUUACCUCACCUGCAGGAUCCAGGAGUGUGCCGAGACCACUCGGAGUGGCCCCUUUGCCCGCUCCAUUGACAUCAGCUCCCUGGUUGUCCAGGAUGAGUAUAUCUUCAUUCAGGUAACAACAGGAGGAAGAGCCAGCUACUACGUGUCCUAUCGAAGAGAGGCCUUUGCUCAGAUAAAGCUGCCCAAGUACUCCCUGCCCAAGGACAUGCACAUCAUCAGCACAGAUGAGAACCAAGUGUUCGCAGCCGUCCAAGAGUGGAACCAGAACGACACGUACAACCUCUACAUCUCAGACACACGGGGGAUCUACUUCACGCUGGCCAUGGAGAACAUUAAGAGCAGCCGAGGUCUAAUGGGAAAUAUCAUUAUUGAACUGUACGAGGUAGCAGGCGUCAAGGGGAUCUUCCUGGCAAACAAGAAAGUGGAUGAGCAGGUGAAGACAUACAUCACUUACAACAAAGGCAGGGACUGGCGCCUGCUGCAAGCUCCAGACUCGGACCUGAGAGGAAGCCCAGUGCACUGCCUGCUGCCCUUCUGCUCCUUACACCUGCACUUGCAGCUUUCUGAAAACCCGUAUUCUUCAGGAAGAAUCUCCAGCAAGGAGACAGCCCCAGGACUUGUGGUGGCCACAGGCAACAUUGGUCCGGAGCUGUCCUACACUGACAUUGGAGUGUUCAUCUCCUCUGAUGGCGGGAACACAUGGAGACAGAUCUUUGAUGAAGAGUACAAUGUCUGGUUCCUAGACUGGGGUGGCGCCCUCGUGGCCAUGAAACACACUCCUCUGCCAGUAAGGCACCUGUGGGUGAGUUUUGACGAGGGCCGCUCCUGGGACAAGUAUGGCUUCACUCCGCUUCCUCUUUUCGUGGAUGGGGCUCUGGUGGAGGCAGGCGUGGACACCCACAUCAUCACAGUUUUUGGCCACUUCAGCCUCCGCUCCGAGUGGCAGUUGGUGAAAGUAGACUACAACUCCAUCUUUAGCCGGCGCUGCACCAAGGAGGACUAUCAGACAUGGCACCUGCUCAAUCAGGGAGAACCUUGUGUCAUGGGAGAAAGGAAAAUCUUCAAGAAACGCAAGCCAGGAGCUCAGUGUGCCCUAGGCCGGGACUACUCAGGGUCGGUGGUCUCAGAACCCUGUGUCUGCGCUGACUGGGACUUCGAGUGUGACUAUGGCUAUGAGAGACACGGAGAGAGCCAGUGUGUCCCCGCUUUCUGGUAUAACCCAGCGUCCCCCUCAAAGGACUGCAGUCUUGGGCAAAGUUACCUUAACAGCACCGGGUACCGGAGAAUUGUGUCCAACAACUGCACAGAUGGACUGAGAGACAAGUAUUCUGCCAAGGCCCAGCUGUGUCCCGGAAAAGCCCCUCGGGGCCUCCACGUGGUGACAAACGAUGGGCGCCUGGUGGCCGAGCAGGGGCACAAUGCCACCUUCAUCAUCCUCAUGGAGGAGGGUGACCUUCAGAGGACAAAUAUCCAGCUUGACUUUGGAGAUGGGAUUGCUGUGUCCUAUGCUAACUUCAGCUCCAUCGAGGAUGGCAUCAAGCAUGUGUAUAAGAGUGCAGGGAUCUUCCAGGUGACAGCCUAUGCGGAGAACAACCUUGGCUCAGAUUCCGCUGUCCUUUUCCUGCAUGUGGUUUGUCCCGUGGAGCAUGUUCACCUGCGAGUUCCAUUUGUUGCCAUAAGAAAUAAAGAGGUCAACAUCAGUGCCAUUGUGUGGCCGAGUCAGCCGGGAACCCUAACCUAUUUCUGGUGGUUUGGCAAUAGUACGAAGCCCCUCAUCACCCUGGACAGCAGCAUUUCCUUCACCUUCCGGGCAGAGGGGACCAACACCCUUACGGUCCAGGUGGCGGCUGGGAAUGCCCUCAUCCAGGACACAAAAGAUAUUGCAGUUCACGAAUACUUCCAGUCCCAGCUGUUAUCCUUCUCUCCCAACCUGGAUUACCACAAUCCUGACAUUCCAGAGUGGAGGCUGGACAUUGGCAGUGUCAUCAAGAGGGCGUUGGUUAAAGUGACCGGCGUCCCCGAAGACCAGAUCCUCGUGGCUGUGUUCCCUGGCCUCCCUACCUCUGCAGAGCUUUUCAUCCUGCCACCCAAGAACUUGACAGAGAGGAGGAAAGGCCAUGGCGGGGACCUGGAACAGAUUGUAGAGACCUUGUUUAAUGCUCUAAACCAAAACUUGGUCCAGUUCGAGCUGAAGCCAGGGGUCCAGGUCAUUGUGUAUGUUACACAGCUGACAUUAGCCCCGCUGGUGGACGCCAGUGCGGGGCACAGCAGCUCAGCCGUGCUAAUGCUCCUGUCCGUGGUGUUCGUGGGCCUGGCUGUAUUUCUGAUCUACAAGUUCAAAAGGAAAAUUCCCUGGAUUAACAUCUAUGCUCAAGUUCAGCAUGACAAGGAGCAGGAGAUGAUCGGGUCGGUGAGCCAAAGUGAAAACGCACCCAAAAUCACACUCAGCGACUUCACCGAGCCGGAAGAGCUGAUGGACAAAGAGCUGGACACCCGGGUCAUCGGAGGCAUUGCCGCCAUUGCGAACAGCGAAAACACGAAGGAGAUCCCCAACUGUACCAGUGUUUGACACCAACAAGCCACGUGCUCGGCCACCUUGCCGACAUUUUAUUUUUGAUGACUUCUAUUAUUAUCAUUAUUGUUAUUAUUGUUGUAAUUAUGGAAAAAUGAAACUGUCUUUUUUACCUUUUGUUUACUAAGGGCCCCCUUAUAAAUAGCAGGCAGAUACUUAGCUCUGGGAGAAAGGAGUGUGCUUAGCUGAUUAAAAUGAGACAGAAAGAAUGAGUGACUACAUCUGUGCUAAGGGCAAAGGAUGCAUCUCCUGUCAGCCUCCUUGCUUUAUUCUGCCAUUGGUAGUGCAAAGGCUCUCCUUUUCCUGCUCUCGCUCUCUCAUUUUAAGUAGGGUUGGCUUUUUGUUAACUCUUGUCUGUCCACACCCUCACUCGAAUUGUCAUCACCCCUGUCCUGCCCCUGGGACACAGGUCCGACACUCACCAUCUGUCAGUCAGAGCUGCCAGAGGCAGGCUGGUGGGAAGGGCACACAGCUGCAGAAAGUGUGCACACCUUCCUGAGAGCAAGCGGCCCUGCCUCGUGCAUGUCAACAGUGAGGCUGCGGACAGCUGAUUGUACA
Messenger RNA from Heterocephalus glaber (naked mole-rat), 4212 nucleotides. It is a transcript of the gene Sorcs3, whose product is annotated as sortilin related VPS10 domain containing receptor 3. The record is from RefSeq and is a predicted model, not a curated record. Lineage: Eukaryota; Metazoa; Chordata; Mammalia; Rodentia; Bathyergidae. Gene Ontology annotation, molecular function: protein binding. Gene Ontology annotation, cellular component: postsynaptic density membrane.